Molecule: messenger RNA, 1633 nt
Organism: Nicrophorus vespilloides
Lineage: Eukaryota; Metazoa; Arthropoda; Insecta; Coleoptera; Silphidae
Product: protein sister of odd and bowel-like
Exons: 2
Coding region: 137-1159 (340 amino acids)
Biological process (GO): embryo development; regulation of transcription by RNA polymerase II; embryonic hindgut morphogenesis
Cellular component (GO): nucleus
Molecular function (GO): RNA polymerase II transcription regulatory region sequence-specific DNA binding; DNA-binding transcription factor activity, RNA polymerase II-specific
Source: RefSeq, a predicted model, not a curated record
CAACAGUCGGUGUUUUUUGAAUAGAGUAAGAUCAGUAAAUCGAAGAAUAGAGAAAACCAGGAAACGAUCUCUAAAAGGGUUGACGCUCGAAGGAAGUCGACAAAUCCUUCUCGCCGGUUUGGAGGGAGAACCUAAGAUGCAAACGGAGAAGAACGAGGAGAUGUCACCGAAGGACUUCAACAACUUAGCAACGGCGAUGCUGCAGGAGAACCUGCUGCAGCGGUCCAUCCACAACGUGGCGCUGACCCUUCAGAACGCAAUGGUGAAUUCCCUCCAUCAGGCGGCACUUCUGCCGCCGACCUCUGCAGCAGCCACGGCCCUCAACCUGCAAGCCCUCGAAUCGUAUCUCGCCUUGCAGCGACUCACCAUCCCCAACAACCGCAUCGAUAUCCUCAAGAUAGCGACCAACAGUGCGAAGAUCAACGAGACUUCCGAGGACACCAAGAACUUGACCGAAGACGUGGACCUCGCCGAAGAGGUCGAGGAGGAUCUAGCUCUGUUGGACAGCGAAGACAUACCAUUGGAGACGAACUACGCUAUUUACCCAGCGACGACGUCCGUCGCGGCUGCCGCCACCUCGACCACGCCAGCAGCUGGCGUCGCGACGCCGAACAGGCAGAAGGGCACUCGGCCCAAGAAACAGUUCAUAUGCAAGUUCUGCAGCAGGCAGUUCACGAAAAGUUACAACCUUCUGAUACACGAGAGGACGCACACGGACGAACGGCCCUACUCGUGCGACAUCUGCGGCAAAGCCUUCAGACGACAGGACCACCUAAGAGAUCAUAGGUACAUCCACAGCAAGGAGAAGCCCUUCAAGUGCACCGAAUGCGGCAAAGGAUUCUGCCAGUCCAGAACCUUGGCCGUCCACAAGAUCCUCCACAUGGAGGAAUCACCGCACAAGUGUCCCGUCUGCAGCAGAUCCUUCAAUCAACGUUCCAACUUGAAGACGCAUCUCCUCACGCACACCGACAUCAAACCUUACAAUUGCGCUGCCUGCGGUAAAGUCUUCCGACGGAACUGCGACCUCCGCAGACACAGCCUUACUCAUAACCUAGGAGCAGGAGCGGCGGCCGCAGCCGCUGCAGCAACCAUGUCCAAUCUGAUCACCAAUCCGAACUUCACCAUAGACAAUAUCAUCAGUAAAGCGAAAACGACCUAAUCCAAUAAAACAAGACACCAGCAAACAGAGCGAAAGAAAAGAAUUCUUUUGGAAAGAAAUGCUAAGCGAAAAAGUCUCGUUUCGUUUACUUGCUGUGAUAGAAGACGCGUGCAAUUUUGCUACGGUCGAUGCCAAAAAACUUAGGUCAACUUAAGUUUUCACAUUCUUGCUACGAUCGAUGCCAAAACAACUUAGGUCUGCUGGAACAUGACUUAGGUUUUCAGUUUAUUUUUUGCUACAAUCCAUGUCAAAAAGUAACUUAAGUCUACCUAAACGUGACUUAAGUUCUAAUAUACUUGCUACGAUUAAUGCAAACAAAAAGAACUUAGGUUCAUGAUUUAGGUUUACAACGAGGAAGGAAGAUCGUUUCAUAAUUUUUAUUAUCAACUGUUUCAAUGCACAUUGCCGUGAUUUGUGAGAAAUUUUCGUUGAGAACGAACGAAAUUCGUGUACAUAAUUAAUUUUAGGUGAACU